AUGGACCGAACAUGGACGUGCGAAGAGGACAGACUCCUCCAGGAGCUCAAGAGCUGUCAUAUCCCGUGGAAAUAUGUCUCCGUCGCAAUGGGGAAUAGACCGAUCGCGCAGCUCAAAAGACGAUGGUACCAUCUUCGAGACCGCAGGCCCAUGGAUGUCGAGGCUGUUGACUGGGGUGACCCGCCAGAAGAUGGAAAUGCUUGGGUGGAGGAGGAAGACGAAGAAGAUGAGAAACGGGGUUUGGACAAAACCCGACGUCGAGUGUCUUUCGCUGAUCCAUUGACUACUGUGAGAGAGGUGGGUAUUCGCAACCUCUCGUUGUUUUGGGCAGGCAUUAAACUUUUCACGCUGACCGGUCAUUCAAAGGUUGACGACAACUACGAUGACGAGGACGACGAUGGCGACGAUUUGCCCCGACACCCGAAACUCAAGAAAGUGAGCUACAUCGAAAGCGAAUUUACCCUGAAAGAGGUGCUUCUACUCCAUCGGAUCGCGGCCAAGUGGGAAAGAGACCGUUGGCGGGCCAUUAGCACCCGCUUCAAUGACAAGACCGGGCAUAGCCUUACCCCGGAGCAGGCCAAACGGAUCGUCAACAACUAA
Molecule: messenger RNA, 600 nt
Organism: Aspergillus melleus
Lineage: Eukaryota; Fungi; Ascomycota; Eurotiomycetes; Eurotiales; Aspergillaceae
Exons: 1
Coding region: 1-600 (199 amino acids)
Source: RefSeq, a predicted model, not a curated record